This is a messenger RNA of Dovyalis caffra, 396 nucleotides long. The record is from the annotation of a GenBank genome assembly. NCBI's taxonomy places the organism in Eukaryota, Viridiplantae, Streptophyta, Magnoliopsida, Malpighiales, Salicaceae.
AUGCUCCAUGUUCGAUCCAUAAAGUCCGGUUUUACACUACCAAUCAUAACCUCUAAUCAACUCAUUAAUGUGUACUCCAAACGCUGCCUUAUAAAUGAAGCCCAGAAACUGUUCGAUGAAAUGCCUCAAAGAAACAUUUACUCUUGGAAUACAAUGAUCUCUGUCCACAUAAAAUCCCGGAACAUAGCAAAAGCAAAAUUUAUUUUUGAUUCUGCUCCUGUUAGGGAUUUGGUCACUUAUAAUAUUAUGUUAUCGGGUUAUGUUAAUGUGGAUGGAUAUGAAAGAAAUGCCCUUGAUUUGUUUGUUGAUUUGCAAAGUAAGAGAAAUGAGAUUGGCAUUGAUGAUUUUAGUGUUACAAGUAUGGCAAUUGCAUUCAUAUAUGCUGAAAACCGGUAA